AUGCCUGCCUUUGUGGUCGAGCACCUGGAUCCAGAGCUGGGCCCCUGGUCCACCCUUGAAUACGCCUGCAUCGCUCGUGAAUCCCAUGCCAAUGGCGCUCGCUUCUUGCUCAGUUCGGUGCCCGCCGAGCUGCAGAUGCCCGCCGAGCUGGCGGCCACCCAAGGACUAGAGGUCGAGCAGCGCAGCGUCGAGAACAUCUUCGCCAAGGACAAGGUCUGUCUGCUCGAUCCAUCUGCUCAGGUCGAAUUAAGCCCCGAGGAUGGCGACCAUUUCGAGGUCUUCCUGUUCGGUGGCAUUCUGGGCGAUGAUCCGCCUCGAGAUCGUACCUCUGAAUUGAGGAAAAAGGGCUAUGUCGGCCGCCGCCUGGGGCCUAAACAGAUGACCACCGACACGGCAGUCCGAGUCACCCGCAUGGUCGUCCAGGAGAAAGUGCCGCUGGAGCAGAUUCCCUAUGUCGACUAUCCCGAGCUGCACAUCAACGAGCACGAGCGGACGGAGAUGCCCUUCCGCUAUGUGGUAGAUGCCCAAGGCCAGCCGAUCAUGCCGGAUGGCAUGGUGGAUCUGAUCAAGAAGGACGCCGACAAGGGCGUUGGGGAUUUGUUCUGA
This is a messenger RNA of Penicillium riverlandense, 606 nucleotides long. Its product is annotated as SAM-dependent methyltransferase. Gene Ontology annotation, biological process: peptidyl-arginine methylation. NCBI's taxonomy places the organism in Eukaryota, Fungi, Ascomycota, Eurotiomycetes, Eurotiales, Aspergillaceae. The record is from RefSeq and is a predicted model, not a curated record. Gene Ontology annotation, molecular function: protein-arginine omega-N monomethyltransferase activity. The transcript is spliced from 4 exons. The coding region runs from base 1 to 606 and encodes 201 amino acids.